Molecule: messenger RNA, 396 nt
Organism: Lottia gigantea (owl limpet)
Lineage: Eukaryota; Metazoa; Mollusca; Gastropoda; Lottiidae
Exons: 3
Molecular function (GO): protein binding
Source: RefSeq, a predicted model, not a curated record
UCAUGUAUAAAUGGACAGUUUAGUUGUGAUGGUAGUAAUUGUAGCCGAGAAUGUACAGCUGAAGAAUUUAAAUGUGUUGAUGAUGGACUUUGUGUUGAGAAGAAGUAUCUAUGCAAUGGUAUCUUUAAUUGCCGAGAUGGAUCAGAUGAGGUCAACUGCAGUGAAACUAGAACAUGUAGUGAAGAAGAAUUUACAUGUAAUAACGGAAGAUGUGUACCCAUGGCAUUUAAAUGUGAUGGACACAAUGAUUGCCAAGAUUUCUCUGAUGAAUUUAAUUGUAAACAAUGUAAGGACACUGAAUUUAUGUGUUCUCUAACUCCACUACAAUGUAUUGCUAAACAACUAUUGUGUGAUGGACAUGAUGAUUGUGGUGAAGGAACUGAUGAAAUCAACUGU